ACUGGCGGGUUUAUGUGUGUCUCCGCGGCUCUCUUUCGCUGAAAGCGGCCGGGUUGUUGUUGGUGUGUUUAGCUGUGUGUUCGUGGCGGGACCUGUCUGCUGUCUAAUCGGUUGUCAAACCCGCUUUUUGGUUAGCUGUUGGUUAUUAGCACGGCGGCUAUCUGUCGACACCAGCAGAACCGGCUGCGCAGACAGAAUGACAGCUCGCUGUUCGGCCUCGUCUGCGCAUGUCGUACUAUAACGUGGCCACGUGUUAUUGCUGCAUGUGAAGUGUGAUUUUAAUAACGUUUUAAAGAGAAGUCGGGGCUUCUUCAUUGUGCCUCGGUUAGAAACGCUCACACGGUGCCCGACUUUUCUUAGUCACGUACCGCCUUCGGGCAGCUCUGAUUGGGCAUUCGAAGUGCCAGUCAUCGCUAUCGACUUGUUGAUUGGCUGCUGCGCUGGCUACGUCAGCGUGUCGCUCUGCUUGCUUUACAUUCUUCGCCUUGGCCUACUGUGUUAGGUUAUAUAGCUCCAUAGUCAGAGACAGCAGAGGUGCUGGUGUAGAAAGGGCAGCGGUUUAUUUACGUAUAUAUUGUUAAUUUUCGCGUUAUUGUGUUACUGUCGUUAGGGUGGCCACAUAUUUAAAGCCUGUUACAAACAAGCUUUAAAGAUGUGUUGUUUAGAGCAAAUCCAGAGAGAUUGGUAUAUGUUGGUAUGCAUUUAUUUUAUUUAUUUAACUCAUUUAACCUAGUGGUGCCAUCCUUCAAGUGGUUGCUGUGUGAGAUAUUAAGGAGCUCUGUUGUCUUGUUAAUUAAUCAAGGUGUCACUUCAUGUUUUCUGACAGCAGUGCGUGCGUUUAAUGUGAUUUUUGCUGUCUCAUGUCUAUGCUUCUAGCCUAUUUUUUUUAGACCUGCUCUGCUCAGUGGUCCUGCAGGACAGUCAGCUUUUGUCUUUCAUUUGUAUUUUUUUAUUUUAAUCAGUCUAAUUGAUCUUAUGAAAGUACUUUAAGCAUACAUAAACAGUUUGUUUUGCUAUUAGGGUUGAAAAGCCUCUGAGCGAGUGUGCUUUGGGUCAUCAUUCUAUGAUUACCUUCUCUUCAUUAUUUAGAGAUUAAUAUAGAGCUCUUUAUGAUCUUAUCAUCAUAAAUUUUUUUUUUAUAAUGGUCAUUUUGCAGUUCACAUACUGGCAUUUGUAAUCGCACCUUUAAUGAUGUUCAUUUUUGUUAUGGUCUUGAGGUCAUUGUAUCAGCAGCAAUAAGCAGGUAAGUGCACAUAGGCUUGCAGCUCUAAUGUUGAACCCUUCUGUUUGUGGGACUGUUGAAAAACAGCGGUUUUCAUGGUGAUGGACCCUCCCGGCGGGCGAGAUGAGCGUCGCCGUCAGGCUGAGCGUCUUCGGCGGGAGGAGGCAUACUAUCACUUCAUCAACGAGCUGAGCGAGGAGGAGUAUCGGCUGAUGAGAGACAGCAACCUGCUGGGCACGCCUGGUGAGGUUACAGCUGAGGAGCUGAGGCAGCGUCUGGAUGGAGCUAAGGAGCGCGUGUCUUCCCAGCCCCGCCCUGAAGCACACCUACAGAACAGUGAAACAGGACAGGAGGGCAGCAGUGGUGCUGCCGAGCCUGGGACAGAGAGUGCCAAUGGUGACUCUCUUCUGGAGUGGUUGAACACAUUCCGUCGCACGGGAAAUGCCACCCGUAGUGGUCAGAGCGGCAACCAGACGUGGCGUGCUGUCAGUCGCACGAACCCCAACAGUGGCGAGUUUCGUUUCAGCCUUGAAAUCAACAUCAAUCAUGAGCAGCCUGAGCCAGGGGAGCACAGCGACGUGCCAGACCCUGCCGACCUUCCUGUUCCCCCGUCUCCACGGCCUUCUGCUUCUAUACGUGCGCCACAGAGGCCCGUUCCCUAUACGACCCAGCACCCUGCCCCUUACUCCACAGCCAGGCCCACGCUGGGGCGGAGGGCCCAGGCACGGCGCACUCGCAGCAGCACGACUCCGCCCAUAACCCCUCCUCUCCUCUCUCAGACUCCGUACACGGCUUUAAGAAGGAAUCUUGUUCUCCCCCACCCGGCCCCGCCUCCUCCUCCACAGCCCCCACCCACUUCUCAGCACCAGAGCCAGGAUAGUGAUAAUAAUGGUGGUAAUGUUUUGGGUCUGGCACAGGCCCCGGCUCCUUCGACUGGAAACAGCGAGGGGCAGGAUGCUCCUGAAGUCCCAGAGUGUCCAGACACUGUGUCUGUGUCUGCCCUGCAGGGGGCAGUGGCUGGCCGGGAGGCUCGUACAAGCAGGACUCGUUCACGUGGCCGUGUGCGCAGGGUGGCUGGAUCUGGUGGCCUGCCGCGGUCCUCACGCCGUAGCCGCUCCCCUUUGGACCGAAACCCUGCCCCCAGCUCUAGCCCCUCCCCCAGCAGGGGCACACCUGUUGCACUAGAAUCCGACGGAAGCAUGACUGUUGCAAUGGAGACAGGCGAGGCUGCCGUUGAGGCUGUUUCUGCGACGGCCUCUACAGACCCUGCUCCACCCACGGAGGAGGGUGAGGCAACUGCUCAGAAUGCUGCAGCAGCAGGAGGAGGAGCUGGAAGUGGGGCAAGACGCCAUCCCACCAUCAUGCUAGACCUGCAGGUGCGGCGAAUCCGGCCUGGAGAGAACCGUGACAGGGACAGUAUAGCCAGCCGCACGCGUUCCAGAGCCCGCGCUGCUGAGAACACGGUCACCUUUGAGAGUGACAGUGGCGGCUUUCGGCGCACCAUAUCCCGCUCAGAGCGGGCAGGAAUACGCACUUACGUCAGCACCAUCCGCAUCCCUCUGCGGCGCAUAUCUGAGACUGGUCUGGGGGAGCCCAGCUCCACCGCUCUGCGCUCUAUCCUGAGACAGAUCAUGACUGGAUUUGGAGAGCUGAGUUCACUGAUGGAGACUGAAGCAGAUUCUGAAAGUGCAGCCCCUGGCCAGACUGGAGGCCAUUCCCCCGGAGCCCAGGGGAACGAAGGAGUGCCAGGCCACCAGGGGCCAGAGACAGAAAGAGAAGGUGGGUCUCCAGGAGAGGUGGGACAGAGAUCAAACGGGGGUGACGUUCGGCCCAGUGGCCGAGACACCAACAACCUGGUGGAAAACGGCACGCUGCCCAUUCUGAGGCUUGCCCAUUUCUUCCUGCUGAACGACGAGGAGGACGACGAGCACCCACGAGGCCUCACCAAAGAGCAAAUCGACAAUCUGGCCACACGCACCUAUGGCCAGGCCAGCCUGGAGGGCGAGCAGGGGCGGGCCUGCAGCGUCUGCAUCAACGAGUAUGCCCAGGGCAACAAGCUGCGCAGCCUGCCCUGCGCCCACGAGUUCCACAUCCACUGCAUCGAUCGCUGGCUCUCAGAAAACAACACCUGCCCCAUCUGCAGGCAACCCAUUCUGUCUGGACACCAAGACUGACGGCAGGCCGCUUUCUAUCCCUGUCCUCACCCUCCCUUUACAGUAACCCUCACCGGCCAAUUCAUUGACUGACUCUAUUCUCCGUCGUUGGUGGCACCUGUACUUACAGUUGUGGUUAGACGUUUACAUGCUCUCAUAAUGGACAUGAAUGCCAUGAGCAAAAUUUGUCUUUCAUUGAUUGUCCCAGAAACUAGUUUUUCAAGUUUGCCAUGAAUUUCAUAUUCAUGAUGAGUGUAUUUAAGCUUCCGACCACAAAUGUAGCGCUUCAAUCAAUGUUUUCAUCUGUCGAGACCCACUGUAUUCAGCUGAACGUAGAACCAAAAGAAGAAGAAACAACACAGAUAACUUACAAAGCUUUAUUUUUUUAGACUUUUAUUUUCAGCUCUUUUAUCGCUUUCUUCCUCAGUCCACUUGGUCUCCUUUGCGUGACCCCCUGCCCCCAACCACAUUGUGCUUCAGGGUCACAUUAACAGACAUUUACUGUGAUGAAUCAGUGUUAGCAACAGCUAAUCCGUCUCGCUUUCAGUUUUCCUUUUGAGUUUUGUGGCUUCACAAAAAAUGGAUUUUACAGACCGACCUCUGAACCCAAGACUCUGAGGACAUGUAAAUAUACGAAUGCCUGUGUUUUGGGGGUUUGGAAUGAGACACAGUAGGAUGCUCCUCCUGUAAAUUUGUUUUAAGAGCGAACUUUAGUUUUUAAGCGCUUGCAGCCGAGUCCUUUGUUUUAAUGCUCUUAUGGCGGAAUCUUCCAUUUUAAAGCUCUUAACAUUGGAUAACGUUCUUUUAAGAACAUUUUCAUUCAGAGUGUGCUAGUUAGCCUGAUGACUGAUCUCUGCUCUAAUUGAUUCUAUAUGUUUUAGCCAUUGCAGUCUUUGUGAGUUCAUGUUUUUUUUUUAUGAUCAAUUGAAAUAGUAACGAGCCACUUAACAAACACUACAUACAUGCAUAUUACGAAGAAAUGGGCUUAUGCUGGACUCAGUUUGAAUGUCAUUUACAUUUCUGGUGCAAAGGUGUGGUGAUACACACGCACACGCAGAUUGAAUUAUUUAACUAUUGUAUUGUCUGACCCAUUGAGUGCAUGAUUGAUUUGUUUUGUUUUCACCUGCUUAUGAACACCGUAUCAGCCAGAAACAAUGGUCACAAUAUUUAGUGAUGAGUGAUAAUCAAUUAAGCAUUUUUUUAAAUGAAGCAUUUGUAGGAGCAGCCCCGUACGGUAAUGGUUAUGGCCUGUCAUGGGCCAGACUUCUAAACAGGUUGUGCAAUGAUUUGAAAAGGAGUGGAAGGGUACUGAACGACUUGAUAGUGAAGAUAUUUUAUUUGUAAGACCCUAGUGGGUUGUUUUCAAACCCACUCCCUUUUUACUAGUUUACUCAGUCUUAAUUAUUAUGCUUUCUGCAUAUUGGGUGUUUAAGCUCUUUACCCAGCCCUUGCUGUUGACAUUUUAGAGGUGUUUUUGGUGCAAUUGUUUCAGUCUUAUGGCCUUGUCUUCCAGGUCCUUUCAUUAUUAUUAUUUUUUAUUAAUAAUAAGCCCUUUACAUUGUUUCACAAACAAAGUUUUGUUAAAUUUCUGCCUGUUGCUGGGAAUAUACUGUCCAUACACAGUAAGAACUGCGCCCAAGGUCAAAUUAUUUGUCAAAUCACUUGGUGAAGAUGGCUGAAAAGAAUCACCCACUGAACCUGGUUGGAAAAUGCUCUGGAGUACACCUGUAAACAAGGUGGCGCAUUAAACAUUGACCCCUAUUAAAAGUUGUCUGCACACUUUUUGUUAAUUUAAAAAAUGUGAAUUGCAAAUAGGGGAUACUGAUAACAAGCAAUUUGAAUUUAGACAUUUAGAGAACGAUGAUUGUCAUUAAGGCUAUUCUUAUCCUAAAAGAAUUUACUCUGUGUGAAGCGGGCAGGAUACAUACAGUGCUGUUUGGUCACCACUCAGGGCAUUUAACUGAUUUUCUGCAUAAACAAAGGAAUUCAGAGUGGUGUGAUGUGAAUUGAUCCAUUAUAGAGAAACUUGCAGCUUUGUUUAAUAGUGUGAUGGGGAUGGGAACAAGCCUGCAACAUAAAAAUAUACAGCUUAAAAUAGGUUCUAAAAAAGGUCAUUCGAACACAUCAGCAGCUAAUUGGGUGGGAUCAUUGUCCUAGCUAAAUUUGUACGU
Messenger RNA from Astyanax mexicanus (Mexican tetra), 5546 nucleotides. It is a transcript of the gene rnf6, whose product is annotated as ring finger protein (C3H2C3 type) 6. Bases 1318 to 3396 code for a protein of 692 amino acids. Gene Ontology annotation, molecular function: ubiquitin protein ligase activity. The transcript has 3 exons. Gene Ontology annotation, cellular component: cytoplasm; nucleoplasm. The record is from RefSeq and is a predicted model, not a curated record. Gene Ontology annotation, biological process: ubiquitin-dependent protein catabolic process; protein ubiquitination; positive regulation of DNA-templated transcription. NCBI's taxonomy places the organism in Eukaryota, Metazoa, Chordata, Actinopteri, Characiformes, Acestrorhamphidae.